Messenger RNA from Scomber scombrus (Atlantic mackerel), 2691 nucleotides. Its product is annotated as glutamate receptor 1-like. Gene Ontology annotation, biological process: modulation of chemical synaptic transmission; synaptic transmission, glutamatergic. Gene Ontology annotation, cellular component: postsynaptic membrane; AMPA glutamate receptor complex; plasma membrane. Lineage: Eukaryota; Metazoa; Chordata; Actinopteri; Scombriformes; Scombridae. The record is from RefSeq and is a predicted model, not a curated record. The coding region runs from base 1 to 2691 and encodes 896 amino acids. The transcript has 17 exons. Gene Ontology annotation, molecular function: transmitter-gated monoatomic ion channel activity involved in regulation of postsynaptic membrane potential; AMPA glutamate receptor activity.
AUGCGGCUGCAGAGCUCCCCGCUCCCCUCCUCCGUCCUCCUCCUGCUCCUCCUGCUGCUCGGGCUCUGCAGCGGCACAAGUUUCCCAAGUAACAUCAACAUAGGAGGUCUUUUCCCAACCGGCUCCCAUGAGUACGAGGUGUUUCGCUUCGCCCUGGCUCAACACCAGGACGUCCCCAAACUGGUGCCACAGGUGGACAUGGUGGACACGGGGAGCAGCUUCGCCAUGACCUACGCCUUCUGCUCCCAGUUCUCCAAAGGCGUGUACGCCAUCAUGGGUCUGUACGACCGGCGGACGGUCAACAUGCUGAUGUCUUUCUGCGGCUCUCUGCACGUCUGCUUCGUCACGCCGUCCUUCCCCGUCCAGACCAACAACCAGUUUGUCCUGCAGCUGCGGCCCGAGCUGCAAGAGCCCCUCAUGGCCCUGCUGGAGCGCUUCGACUGGGAGAGGUUCGUCUACAUGUACAGCUCCGACUCAGGUGAGGACGCAUCACUCCUACAAAUGACUUUUAUCUGCAUGUGUAUCGCUGCUCAGAAGAGAAACCUGAAGAAUUACCAUUACAUCCUCACCAACCUGGGCUUCACGGACCUGAACGUCACAGAGUUUCAGAAGCUGGGAGCGAACGUGACGGGACUCCAGCUGGUGAACCGGUCCGAUCCAGCUGUGGAGAAGAUCAACCAGGACUGGCUCGACUUCGACAGCAAAGACCUCAAACUGGCUCGCAGGAUGCUCCGGUAUACCGGAGCUCUGACGUACGAUGGCGUCAGCGUCAUGGCGACGGCGUUCCAGAACCUGCGGCGGCAGCGGAUCGACAUCUCUCGCCGUGGCAACGCAGGGGAGUGUCUGGCCAAUCCCCCGGCUCCCUGGGGACAAGGCAUCGACAUACAGAGAGCCCUGCAACAGGUGCGUCUGGAGGGGCUGACGGGUCACGUACAGUUUGACGAGCGAGGACAUCGUACCAACUACACGCUGACUGUGAUCGAGCUCAGUUCCACUGGACUCAGGAAGAUCGGCUACUGGAAUGAGAGGAGAGGCUACGUGAGCACGGCCAUCUACAAGCCGGUGGUGGAGGAGUUUCACGGUCUGCAGAACAGAACCUACGUAGUCACAACCAUACUGGAAGCUCCCUACAUGAUGCUGAAGAAGAACCACGAGCAGUAUGUCGGCAAUGAGAGGUAUGAAGGUUACUGUGCUGAACUGGCUGCGGAAAUCGCCAAACACGUCGGCUUCAACUAUCGUCUGGAGCUGGUGGGAGACGGAAAGUACGGAUCCCGAGAAGCUGAAACAAAGAUGUGGAACGGCAUGGUGGGAGAGCUGGUGUACGGGAAGGCCGACGUGGCCGUCGCUCCGCUCACCAUCACUCUGGUACGAGAGCAAGUGAUCGACUUCACCAAACCCUUCAUGUCUCUGGGAAUCUCCAUCAUGAUCAAGAAACCCACCAAGUCCAAACCGGGAGUCUUCUCCUUCCUCGACCCACUCGCCUACGAGAUCUGGAUGUGCAUCGUGUUCGCCUACAUCGGAGUCAGUGUGGUGCUUUUCCUGGUGAGUCGCUUCAGUCCGUACGAGUGGAAGGGCGAGGAAGAGGAUGACGAAGAUGAAGUUAUGCCCUCAUCUGGCUCUCGGCGAGCUCUGCCCGCCAACUCCUCCGAACUCUCUCACUCUCCAGGUUAUUCUCAGUCUCAGAACCAGAACCAGCAGAAAGAAAAGGAGAGUCCUGAAUACACCAACGACUUUGGGAUCUUUAACUCGCUCUGGUUCUCGCUCGGAGCCUUCAUGCAGCAGGGCUGUGACAUCUCGCCCAGGUCUCUGUCAGGUCGAAUCGUGGGAGGAGUUUGGUGGUUCUUCACCCUCAUCAUCAUCUCCUCCUAUACAGCCAACCUGGCAGCCUUCCUCACUGUGGAGAGGAUGGUUUCCCCCAUCGAGAGCGCAGAAGACCUGGCCAAGCAGACGGAGAUCAACUACGGGACUCUGGACGGAGGCUCCACCAAAGAGUUCUUCAGGCGGUCAAAGAUCGCAGUUUUUGAGAAAAUGUGGUCGUACAUGCGGAGCGCCGACCCCACUGUGUUUGUGAAGAACACCCCGGAGGGCGUGAUACGAGUCAGGAAGUCGAAGGGGAAGUACGCCUACCUGCUGGAGUCCUCCAUGAACGAGUACAUCGAGCAGAGGAAGCCCUGCGACACCAUGAAAGUCGGAGGCAACCUGGACUCCAAAGGCUACGGAGUGGCUACGCCCAAAGGAUCGGCCCUCAGAAACCCUGUUAACUUGGCAGUGUUAAAACUGAACGAGCAGGGCCUGUUGGACAAAUUGAAAAACAGAUGGUGGUAUGACAAGGGAGAGUGCGGCACCGGGGGAGGGGACUCCAAGGACAAGACGAGCGCACUGAGCCUGAGCAACGUGGCGGGAGUGUUCUACAUCCUGAUUGGUGGACUGGGACUCGCCAUGCUGGUGGCUCUGGUCGAGUUCUGCUACAAGUCCAGGAUCGAGUCCAGAAGGAUGAAGGAGCUAAUUGACGCCGCCAUACUGGGCGGAGGAGGUGGGGCAGCGGGGGGCGGUCUAGGAGACGGAGGAGCUUCGGGGCUCGGAGGCGAGAACGGCCGCGUGGUGACCCAUGACUUCCCCAAAGCCAGACCUCAGGGUUUACCGUGCAUGGGCAAAGCUGCCGGUCUGGGACUGUCCUCCACCGGCAUGUGA